UCACCUUAGUUGUCAUUCCUAACCCGAGAUUAAGAAGGAGUCCACUCCUCCUUUUAACCUCUCGUUCUCUACAAAAACCCUAACUUCAUCUCUGUCCGUCUGUCUCUCUCUCUCUCGCCACCUCAGUCCUCUGAGAAGAACGCUCGUACUCUUAGAUCUGACAUUCAAUAGCGAACGUUCUCUCUGUUAAGAAAUGGCUCUGGUCUUGUAUUCAUGGGACACAAACAGAAAUGCUUUCAAGGCACUUAUUGCCGCAGAGUACUCAGGUGUCCAAGUUGACCUGGUCCAGAAUUUUCAAAUGGGUGUCUCUAAUAAAACUCCCGAGUUCCUUAAGAUGAAUCCUAUUGGGAAGGUUCCUGUAUUGGAAACUCCCGAUGGUCCCGUUUUUGAGAGCAAUGCGAUAGCACGUUAUGUUACUCGCUUGAAGCCUGACAAUCCUCUUUAUGGUUCUUCACUUAUAGAAUAUGGACACAUUGAGCAGUGGAUCGACUUUGCAUCAUUGGAGAUUGAUGCUAAUAUCUCCAGAUGGCUUUAUCCCAGAUUGGGAUUUAUUGUAUACCUUCCUCCGGCCGAGGAAGCUGCUAUUUCUUUCCUGAAGAGAGCUCUUGAGGCUUUGAACGCUCAUCUUGCUUCCAACACCUUCUUGGUUGGGCAUGCUGUGACCCUGGCUGACAUUAUUAUGACAUGUAACUUGUAUGGGGGAUUCACUGGGAUCAUGACUAAGAGCUUCACCUCAGAGUUUCCUCACGUUGAGAGAUAUUUCUGGACUAUGGUUAAUCAACCAAAUUUCAGCAAGAUAUUGGGCGUGGUAAAACAAGCUGAAAAGGUUCCACCUGUUCAGGCAGCAAAAAAACCAGCCCAAUCAAAAGAAGCUGCUAAAUCAAAGCCUAAGGAAGCCAAGAAAGAAGUCCAUAAGGAGCCUGCAAAGCCCAAAGCUGAAGCUGCUGAUGAAGAGGAAGAGGCACCAAAGCCCAAACCUAGGAAUCCUCUCGAUCUGCUGCCCCCAAGUAAAAUGAUACUGGAUGAGUGGAAAAGGCUAUACUCAAACACCAAAACCAACUUCCGCGAGGUUGCAAUCAAAGGUUUCUGGGACAUGUACGAUCCCGAGGGUUACUCUCUUUGGUUCUGUGAUUACAAGUACAAUGAAGAGAAUACAGUCUCCUUUGUCACUAUGAAUAAGAUCGGUGGGUUUCUUCAGCGGAUGGAUCUGGCCCGCAAGUAUGCCUUUGGGAAGAUGCUAGUGAUUGGGUCAGAGCCGCCAUACAAGGUGAAGGGGUUGUGGCUAUUCCGUGGCCAAGAAAUUCCUAAGUUUGUGCUUGACGAGUGUUAUGACAUGGAGCUCUAUGAUUGGGUGAAGGUUGACAUCUCAGAUGAAGCCCAGAAAGAACGUGUCAGUCAGAUGAUUGAAGAUCAAGAGCCUUUUGAGGGAGAGGCUCUUUUGGACGCCAAGUGCUUCAAGUGAUGACCAUCCCCAACAGAUGGUUAAUGUUCUUGCCAUGUUAUUGUCCUUUUUUUGUGUGGUAGAGUUUAUUUUUAUUCCUGGUUUCGAACUGAAUGAAACUAUCUUUUAUUUGUUUAAAUGGCAUUGCAUAACCAAAUUUUUGGCCUUAUUAAUUUAAAAAUAGUACGACUUUUAUUGUUAA
Messenger RNA from Cornus florida, 1643 nucleotides. RefSeq names its product elongation factor 1-gamma 2-like. Gene Ontology annotation, biological process: translational elongation. The transcript is spliced from 8 exons. Lineage: Eukaryota; Viridiplantae; Streptophyta; Magnoliopsida; Cornales; Cornaceae. The record is from RefSeq and is a predicted model, not a curated record. The coding region runs from base 194 to 1462 and encodes 422 amino acids. Gene Ontology annotation, molecular function: glutathione transferase activity; translation elongation factor activity.